Molecule: messenger RNA, 1766 nt
Organism: Sander lucioperca (pikeperch)
Lineage: Eukaryota; Metazoa; Chordata; Actinopteri; Perciformes; Percidae
Gene: ctsd
Product: cathepsin D
Exons: 9
Coding region: 179-1369 (396 amino acids)
Biological process (GO): proteolysis
Cellular component (GO): lysosome
Molecular function (GO): aspartic-type endopeptidase activity
Source: RefSeq, a predicted model, not a curated record
ACACAGAGAGUUAACGGUCAGGUCAACAACCACCGGAAGUGACGUGAUUGUAAAGGAGUGGGCCUCACGUGAGCCUCCAAUCAGCUGAUAAAAGUCUGCAGCAGUUUGUCGACAACAGUCUGAACCAGAACCUGUAAACUGCUCCGUCAUUGUUGUGACUCUCCUCCGACUGUUAACAAUGAAGGUUUUACUCCUGUUUGUGUUCGCGGCGUUAGCCCUGACCAACGACGCGCUGGUCCGAAUUCCCUUAAAGAAAUUCCGUUCCAUCAGACGUGAGCUGACAGACUCGGGGAGAAGAGCCGAGGAGCUUCUGGCCCACAGGCACUCCCUUAAGUACAACUUUGGCUUCCCCUCCAGUAAUGGACCCACUCCAGAAACCCUGAAGAACUACCUUGACGCCCAGUAUUACGGUGAGAUUGGCCUGGGUACACCGCCUCAGAUCUUCACUGUGGUGUUUGACACCGGGUCCUCCAACCUGUGGGUGCCCUCCGUUCACUGCUCCCUCUUAGACAUCGCAUGCUUGCUUCACCACAAAUAUAAUUCUGCCAAGUCCAGCUCAUACGUUAAGAACGGCACUGCCUUCGCCAUCCAGUAUGGAAGUGGCAGUUUGUCGGGCUACCUCAGUCAGGACACGUGCACGAUCGGAGACAUAUCAGUGGAAAAGCAGAUUUUCGGAGAAGCCAUCAAGCAGCCAGGCGUGGCCUUCAUCGCAGCUAAGUUCGAUGGGAUUCUCGGCAUGGCCUACCCACGCAUCUCCGUAGACGGGGUGGCUCCGGUCUUUGACAACAUCAUGAGCCAGAAGAAGGUGGAGCAGAACGUCUUCUCCUUCUACCUAAACAGGAACCCGGACACCGAGCCCGGUGGUGAGCUGCUGCUGGGAGGAACCGACCCCAAAUACUACACCGGUGACUUCAACUACGUCAACAUCUCCCGACAGGCCUACUGGCAGAUCCACAUGGACGGGAUGGCCGUGGGCAGCCAGCUGAGUCUGUGUAAGAGCGGCUGCGAGGCCAUCGUGGACACCGGGACGUCUCUGAUCACCGGCCCCUCUGUGGAGGUCAGGGCCCUGCAGAAGGCCAUCGGAGCCACGCCACUCAUCCAGGGAGAAUACAUGGUGAGCUGUGAUAAGAUCCCAUCGCUGCCCGUCAUCACCUUCAACGUGGGCGGCCAGUCCUACUCUCUGACCGGAGAGCAGUACAUCCUCAAGGUGAGUCAGGCUGGAAAGACCAUGUGUCUGAGCGGCUUCAUGGGUCUGGACAUCCCUGCCCCGGCCGGGCCCCUGUGGAUUCUGGGAGAUGUAUUCAUCGGUCCGUACUACACCGUCUUUGAUCGGGAAAACAACAGGGUGGGCUUUGCCAAGGCCAAGUGAGCACGUCCUGCAAGAGCUGAGCAUCCCAAGUUUUAGGAGACAAAAAAAAUCUGAGCUGCACACGUUUUCUGUUGCUUUGCAAUCCAACCGUAUUUAGCAAUAGAUUUUGUGUAGAGCCUAAAUGCACUGAUCUGAAGAUUUUGUACGAUUUCCAGCAGAGUGUGUGAAACCGAGUGGAGAUUUGAUAAGUUUGUGUGGCGGGGGUACAUGAUCAGGAAUCAGUUGAUUGUAACAGUACUGCCCUUUCAUAAACAUCUUACGUGAUCAUUACUUUUAAAAUCAGGGAUUUGUUUUAAACGAAACUUCAUUUGCAUUUUAGGAGAGAGUUGUUCCUCCACUACUGACUUUGAGAUGUAUAUUGAUGUGAUGGGCCUGAAUAAACAAGUUUUUAAAAGGA